GAGUUUGCUGGGGAUACCGAAUGCCGGAGUUAUUUCAUUCAUGGCUAGCUGCAGCCUAUUGACUGGUGCACCUCUUUCUUGCCUGCGGUCCCCUUCGUCUAAUUCCCGUUGAUAGCCGGAAUUCCGGCCGUACAUCAGGCCGUGGCCGUAAUUCGGGCCUGAAUUUUAGGAGCUAUGGCGCGGCCCGCGGAGAUUUUUCCGCCGCUUUUGGACCGUUUGAACACGCCGCACCCGUCCGUGCAGCGGUUCACAGUUGACGCGAUAUUCGCGCGAUUCGCGGCGCCAAGCACGGCGCCUCAGACCUGCACGCCCGCGCGCGACGCGCUGACGGCGUGCCUGACGCAUGCCACGUCAGCAGUGGUGGACCAAUCAGUGACGGCGCUUUGCGGGCUCGUCCAAUCAGGGCACUGCAAGGCGGAUGAAGCGCUGGCGCAUCUGCUGGCGGCGCUGCCAGCGAAGCAGCAGGAAGGCGAGAGGGAGGGGGGGGGAGGGAAGGAGUGGAGGGGGGGGCGAGGAGGCGAGGUGCAAUGGCGGUGGACUUGGAGCACGCACCCUUUCACACGUCUAUUGGAGACACGAGACGAGACACAUCUCCCCCUGCUUCACCACCUCGCUCUCCUCCUCCUCUCCCCUCCUCCUCUCUCCUCCACCCCCACGGCCACCACCAAGAGUAGCAGCUCUAGCAAUAAAAGCAUCACCACUGGCACAAGAAAUGCCAGGAGCAGCGGCAGCAGCACUACCACCAUAAGCAACACCAGCAGCACCAAACCAAGCAACAGUGCCAGCAGCAGCAGUGACCGCGCUCUCCUCUUCUCCUCUCUCCUCCCGUUCCUCUGCCGCGCACUCCUCCCCGCCCCUUCCCCUCCCUCCCGCCUCCGCUUCAAAGCUGCUCUCCACACGCGAUUGGUCCACAUGGCGGCCACGUCAGCAGACCUCUUCCAGCCAAUCACGGGGCUGUUGGUGUCGCUGCUUCCGUGGCACAUGCUGUCGUCAGCAGCCGAUCGGGAGACCAUGCUGGCAUGUACGGGCGACCUCAUGGACCUGGCCUAUGCCGUGGCACCUUUAAAGGACAUGCAAGAAGCACAGAGCCAGAUCUACCACCACUCCCAAACCCUUCACACCGAAUCCAUCCCCAACCAACACGUGCAUGCACUUGCUUCCCUCUCGAGCCGCCUCUCUGCCUGUGCUCUUGCCCUUUCCCUCGAGCUGCAAGCUGCGGGCAGCAACAGUGCCGCUGGUGCUGCUGGUGCUGGUGCUGGUGCUGCACCCACUGCCGCCUCUGCUGCUGCUGGGUUGGCCUCUUCCCUCUUCCUCAUUCAGAAAGCCUCGCUGCUGCGGGCGCGAAUUGAAGCACAGAUAUGGGAGCAGAAGAGAGAAGAGGAGGAAGAGGCAGUGAGAGGGGGUAGGGGGGAGACGAGAAGAGAAGGGGAAGGCGUGGAGGAGGGUAGGGUGGAGCAAACCAGAGAGCGAGCAGACGAGGUGGAAGUACUUGGGUUGAUGCGCCUGCUGCUGUGUGGGCUUCCAGCGGACGAAGAGCACGCCACUGUGCUGGCAGUUCUGCAGCAGAGCCUCACUAGACUCUCUCUCUCUAGACACACUAGGCUCAAAGGUGCUGCUGACUCGGGUGAUGAUGACAUAAGACUCUGCAUUCCGCUUCUGCUGCUCCCCCUCCUCCACCUCCUCUCCUUCCCCUCGCCGUCUCUCAAGCUGUCCGCAGCACAUGCAAUCAACGCCUGCCUUGCUGCCACUGCAAGUCGGCCUCUCUUCUCACAGCAGCAGCAGCAGCAGCAGCAGCAGGCAAUGCUCGGUAACCAGCAGCAGUUGUGGCUCGUACGGCAGCAGCAGCAGCAGUGGAGGCAUCCUGACCUCUGGCACAUGCACCAGUUUGCUCAACUCUUUAUCUGCUUGACCUCUCACUCUCGCUUCAAGAACCAUCCAAUCGCCUCUCCCCAAUGGCAGCCCGGCACGUGGCACUCGCCAGAAACCUGGGCCAAUGAGCCCGUGCCACGUCAGCAUGAGCAUAUCGGUUCUGCUCCUGGAGUAGACAUGGACGACACAGCAGCUGACGUGGCAGGCUCUCAGGCGGUCAUUAACAGAAGGGGAGAGCAUGGGUGCCACGUGUCAGGCUCUGAUAGGUGGCUGGUAGCGCUGCAGCAGCAACUGAUUCAGAUCCGGAAAGAGACAGUGAGAAAGGCAGGGAGAGAGACGUCAGCCGGCAGCGGCUUGAGUCAAUCCCUCAUCCUCUCACUUGCUGCCCUCCUCCUCCCUCUCUCCACCCUGCACCACCCCUCCCCAUCCCUCCGCUCCUCCUCCCUCCUUGCCCUCUCCCGCCUUGCCUCCUGUGAGCCUCUCUGGGCGCUCUCACUGCUGCCACCUGUCCUCUGGAGCUUGAGCCACGUGGCACAGGGAGGGGCUAGGGGGAAGGGAGAGGCCUGUCUUCAAGUGCUGUGUGUGCUGCCAAGCCUUGCGAGGCACUGGCUGGCAGCUGGCCCCGUGGUGCAAGUCCUGACAAAGCUUGCCGGCCAGAAGUCCCGCCCUCUCCUUGCAUCCGUCGCUCUGCGUCUCCUCCAGCAAGCGUGGGCCAUCACGGACCGCAUCUUCCCCUCGCUGCAGCCGCUGCUGCUGCCUCAGUCGCUCUCCACUCCCAGCACUGGCAGAAUAGACCCAAGGAGGGAUGCAGCGUCAGAGGCGGUGGUGCUGGCAGCAGCGGCGAGCAUACGCGGCGUGUGUCGCCACGACACGGAUCGGGCCGUGCGGCUGGUGCUGUCAGUGCAGGCGGCCAUUGAGUCGCGGCAUCCUUUGGUUGCCGCAUUCGGACUGGACGCCCUUGCGGCUCUCUGUGCCGCCGAUGCUGUGGAUUUCUUCACAGCAUGGAAAGUCGUCGCCAGAUCACACCCCUCCCUGCCCACCCAUCCAAUCACGGCCGCGUGUUGGUGCCACCUGCUGCAAUCCGCUGCUCUCGAUGCCGCCGCCUAUCCCGACGCGACACGUGGCAUCAUGGAGGGGCUGUGGGAAGCUGCCAGGAAAGGGAGGGAGGAGGGGGAGGUGAUUGAGGAAAGGAGUGGGGGAAGAAGGGGAGAGGAAGAGUGGAGGCAGACCCGUGCUUCUGCCUACACUGCACUAGCUGCUUUCUCGGUUGAUGACGUCACUGACGCAUGGCCCUACCCCAGUACCCACCUCGUACAAGCCUACCUCUCAGAGCCCUGUCCCUCCGUCCGCCAAGCCAUGCAGCCCCUGCUCGCCAAGCUCGCACACUACCAGCACAGAACCCGCCCCAGGGGUCGAUCGGCCAUCAAAGCAGCAGCGGCUGGAGGAGGAGAGGGAGCGGGAGGUGACAUGGCAUCUGCUGCCACGUCAUCUGGCGCGCCUGGUGCUGCCACGUGGCGCUCGAACAAGCUCUUGGCCGCCCUGCCCCGAUUGCUGUGUCCGGAGAGCUUUGGAGGGAGAAAGGGGAAAGAUGGACUAGAUGUACCUGCUGCCGCCUUGCUCCUAGUGCCGCCGCCACCACCAGAGCUACCGGCACCACCAUCUGCCACGUCAGCUCCAGCUCAGUCCACGUCAACACGGAGCAGAAGUACCGCUGGCAGCGCCAGGCAGGCACGGCUGAACCUUGAGAAGGCUCUCAAGGAACGAGACUCGCACUUCCACCGCAUCUUCCUGGAAGCGUCCCAGUUGCUGGGCCGCCCGGCCUUCUACCCGCUGGUGCUCUCGUCCCUCGCCGCCUGGACGCACUUCAUGCGCCAAUGGUACCGCGCCAGGUGCCGCCUGCUGCACGCUACAGCCGCCGCUACAGCCGGCGCUGCUACAGCGGCUGCUGGCCCUACUGCGGGUGGUGCCGCUGGUGUUACUGCUGGUACGGCGGCUGCCGCUACUGCAGCAGAAUCAGCAGGAAGGGCCAGAGGGGGAGGAGGAGACGCAGCGACAGCAGCAGCAGUGGGGCUAUGGGAGGUGGUGACUGGAGGGCUGGAGAGCGGCGUUCCAGUGGAGGCUGAGAACAGCGCGCUCGCCCUGGCUGCUCUCUGCCAAGCUCUGCCGCCCUCCCUGCACCGCCUUGUUGCUGGGUGGGCGUUUGCGCUGGCGUUGGGUGCUGUGGGGGGGUGCCUUCACCCCACGGAUGCUCACAUGCGCCUCAGGAUAGCCAUUCUGCUGACCAAGGAGUCGACAGCUCUCUCCGCUUUGCAGCUGCUGUCUCCCUCGGGACCAUCGCAGCGAGCCAGGUGGCGCUCUCCCAUUCGUCGGCUGCAGAAGGCGGCAGCAGCAGCGUUGGCAGGGGCGCUGACUCAGCAGCAUCUGCAGCAGCAGCAGCAGCAACGGUACGAACGCUCUGCGCCGUGAUUGGUCGGUCCUCCCCCCAGUCUCUCGAGGAUCUGGCGCAGGUUCUGUGGAAGCUUCCUGGGGAGAUGGGCCGGGCGGUUACUGUAG
Messenger RNA from Closterium sp. NIES-67, 4422 nucleotides. The record is from the annotation of a GenBank genome assembly. NCBI's taxonomy places the organism in Eukaryota, Viridiplantae, Streptophyta, Zygnematophyceae, Desmidiales, Closteriaceae.